GUCUUUCCACACCCAACUCCAUUCCCACCAUCACUAUCCCCUCCAUGAAUCUAACCUUCAUGGCCUCCUGCAAGCUUCUAGAGAUGACUCAAAAUGAGUUGUGAAACCAAGAGCGAGAGCUGUCGAUCAUUCGUUGGCGUCGGCAAUGUUGGUGGUUGCAGGCGAUGAGUGACGGCAAGAUUGAAGUCGAUUCUCCCUACCCAGCAACAUCUUCACCUCGAUUCCCCUUCGACCAGCGACGACUUCAACUUCCUCGAUCUUCGAUCUCAACUGCCAUCAGUUUUCUUUGUUCAGAUUUGUUGCGAUUUUUGUUUAAAUUAUGCUUCUGAAACAUUAUAUUUCUGCAAUUUGUUCAGAUAUUCCAUAUUUCUACAACUUCUUUCUAUUUGUUUCUUGUCUCGUGGUUGACGGUGGCAUAUUUUCUGGUUUGAGAUUUUUUCUACAUUUUUGCUCCGAAUGUUCUGAUGUUACGUUGUUGCUCGGAAAUUUUUCCAGAUCUAAGUUUUAUUCUGGAGCCUUAUAGAAUCACUGGGGAUGGAAUUUUCAAACCCCCCCUCACCUCCUCCUUCUCACAAUUCUCCUAUGAUUGGACUGAUUGGGAUGCUGGAGUCUCUCUCAGACCAUUAGAUGAGCGGAUUGGUUAGCCAAUAACGUUUUAGUGGUCCUUCGAAACUGCGACGAAUGAUGAUUAUCAUCUCUGCUGGCCCUACUUCUGGAUAACCAGUAACCCUUCAUUAUGAUUAUGAUUUUUUUUUUAAAUACAAUUCUUAUGAUCAUAAGUCAUUAUUGGUUGGCGCUACUCAUGUGGCAUCUAUAAUGGGUUACAAGUAACAAGCCAUUCUCGAUUUUUAUGGCCCAUUGUUUCAAAAAAAAAACCAAACCUGUCCCAUAAAACAAAAAAAAAGUGAGGUGACUUCUUGUCAGUUUGUGAGUGAGUGUGACCGGUUCCGUUCGGUUCUUCAUCCUUCCUCUCUCGCUCUUCUUACCACUCACCAGGACAUUCCCGAAGCCGAAACGAACAAAUACAAACAGGUCCCUUUCUAAUUUCUAUACAACAACAUUGACCUACACGGUUGUGUUUUCCCUUCAUUUGCCGAUUUCUCUACACCACUCUUCUCCUCUAUCUCUGCUAAUUGCCAACUCCAAUGGCGGAAACCACAAUCCGAUUCGGCAUCCUCGGCUGCGCUGACAUCGCCCGCAAGCUCUCGCGUGCCAUCACGCUGUCUCCCAACGCCACCCUCCAUGCCGUCGCCAGUCGCUCCGUCGACAAAGCCACCGCCUUUGCUUCUGCCAACGGCUUCCCUCCCGCCUCUAAGAUUUACGGCUCCUACGAAGCUCUCCUUGACGACCCCGACGUCGACGCCGUAUAUGUCCCGCUUCCUACUAGCUUGCACGUGCACUGGGCCGUCCUCGUCGCUCAGAAGAAGAAGCAUUUGCUGCUCGAGAAGCCCGUGGCUCUCAACGCCGCUGAGUUCGAUAAGAUCGUCGACGCCUGUGAAUCCAAUGGGGUGCAGCUCAUGGAUGGCACCAUGUGGAUGCACCAUCCCAGGACCGCUAAAAUGGCUGAGUUCUUGUCCGACGAGCGCCGUUUUGGUCGACUCCAAAAAGUACGCAACUUCGGUACUUCUCCGUGGAUUGGGUUGCUUUCACUUUGCUGCCUUGUGGUUCCAGAAUUGGCAUUAUUAUGCUACCCUGAUGUUUGUCCUGUACACGUGUUAUUUACGUAUGGUGCUGAUCCUGAUUUUCUUAAGAAUGAUAUUCGCGUGAAGCCGGAUCUUGAUGCUCUUGGUUCUCUGGGAGAUAUAGGUUGGUAUUGUAUAAGGGCAAUCCUGUGGGCUGCCAACUUUGAACUGCCUAAAACAGUCAUAGCCUUGCGUGAUCCUCAGCUCAAUGAAGCCGGGGUAAUAUUGUCUUGUGGAGCUUCUCUUUACUGGGAAGAUGGAAAAUCUGCAACCUUCCAUUGCUCCUUCUUGUCAAAUUUAACAAUGGAUAUAACUGCUAUCGGGACAAAAGGAUCACUACAUGUUCACGACUUCGUUAUCCCUUACCAGGAGAAGGAGGCUUCAUUUUUUGCAGGUUCAGAAUCUGGCUUUAAUGAUCUUGUGACAGCAUGGUCUUCAGAGCCAAGCAAGCAUAUAGUAACCACAGAGCUGCCUCAGGAGGCUCAAAUGGUGAGAGAAUUUGCCCGUUUGGUAGGAGAUAUUAGAUUUAAAAGUCUGAAGCCUGAGAAGAAGUGGCCAACAAUUAGUAGGAAGACACAGCUGGUGGUGGAUGCUGUGAAAGCAUCGAUCGAAAAAGGUUUCGAGGCUGUUCAUAUUCAGGAGCAAGCGUCUGUGGCUGUUUUAUCUGGACUUGACUAUCUGAAGAAAAAUCUGAUGGGGCGAUCUACCUGAACAAGCCAUUUAUCAAGUGAUGUCAUGUCUGCCUGUGUUAUGUUCAUUUCUGCCAUCCCUUCGGGAAAGGCAUUGGUUUUGAUUGGGUGAACGGAUACCAAUUCUUGUUUGGGAGCUGACCUAAUGAGCUGUUUAAAGCAUGUCAUGUUCUUCUUAAGUUUUUUUUUAGCCCUUAACUUUUCCCUUGUUUGUAGCAAUAAAUUCGAUGUGGCACAUACGUGUUAUGGCAGGCUGCGGUUGUGCCCGAUCAGAAAAAAUGGAUGGCCUGUCGGUCAUAAUGUGUUUUCUUGAUC
Prosopis cineraria is the source of this 2686-nucleotide messenger RNA. RefSeq lists its product as uncharacterized. The record is from RefSeq and is a predicted model, not a curated record. The transcript has 3 exons. Lineage: Eukaryota; Viridiplantae; Streptophyta; Magnoliopsida; Fabales; Fabaceae. Bases 1146 to 2393 code for a protein of 415 amino acids. Gene Ontology annotation, molecular function: nucleotide binding.